Ilex paraguariensis (yerba mate) is the source of this 884-nucleotide messenger RNA. The record is from the annotation of a GenBank genome assembly. NCBI's taxonomy places the organism in Eukaryota, Viridiplantae, Streptophyta, Magnoliopsida, Aquifoliales, Aquifoliaceae.
ACAUGGAGAGAGAGAGAGAGAGAGCGCGGAGUGAUUUUGAGGGCUUUCUUGGUUGUGGAGGAGAGAUUUAGAGAUAGAGAAAUGGGCGUAUUGGCAUGCAUGGGGGUGCUGUCGCCCUUCCCAUUCUACUACUGGUUGUGGACUAACCCUCAGACAUGGGUGGACCUGUGUGGCAAAGGGCAUGACCCUUCCAAAAUCAUGGCUCUUGUCUCUCACCUCCUCAAGCUCAUUCAGUUCAUCUCUCUUUUUUCCGUCUCCACCCUCUCUUGGCCGCCUCCCUUCUAUUUCUGGCCCCUCUUUAUCUUUGGCCAGUUCCUCAAUUUCAGAGUAUAUCAAUUGCUCGGUGAAUCAGGCACUUAUUACGGUGUGCGCUUCGGAAAGGAUAUUCCAUGGGUGACAGAAUUUCCUUUUGGAGUUAUAAGGGAUCCUCAAUAUGUUGGUGGUAUAUCGAGUCUUCUUGCUUGUCUAUCUUGGGUUCCCUUCUUUUACCUUCUAUUGUGGGUACUGGGCAAUGUAUUCGUGAUACUCCUGGAAUCAAAGGAAGAUCCUGCUACUCGUGCCAAGCCACUAUCUUGAACUGAGAAAAAGACACUAACCGCCAAGUUGGAAGAAUUAGAGCUGCAGAGACUAAUUUAAAUGAGGUCAUUCUCAUUUUUUGUCCGUAGCUAUAUGUUUGAGUUUUUAUGUUUAAGAUUUACUUAAAUUUAUUUCCUAAAACAUUACCAUAGCGGGAGUCUCGUGCACUGGAUUACCAUUUUUAUUUAUUAAAAUUUGUGUGCAAUUUGACUACUCUUUUGGUGUUUAGCCAAAGAAACCAACCAGAAAGAACCCUUAUUUUUUUUGGCAUGCUUCUCGUACUUGAAGUAAUGAUUGCUUAAUAUCAU